AUGGCUGAUGUGUUUAGGUGCCAUGCAACUAUGUGUUCUAGUCAAGAAAAUGUUGAAACACCUCACAUCGUUCUGUUUGCAAGGUUCGAGAAAGUGUCACUCCGCAGGAGGCACGCUCCCUACCCGCAGUCGCUCUGCCAAAGCCACGUUCAUCGACCGCAGCCGCUCUCUAAGAGCACGUUCACCUUCAGCCGCCCUUCCAGAGGCUCAGCAUUCCGCAGCCACAUUUCAAGAGGCACAUUCCAAACCUACAACCGCUCUUUUAAGGGGCGCGCUUCCAACCUGCAGCCGUUCUUCCAGAGGCAUACUGCCCACUCGCAGAGCUGCUAUUUAAGAGGCGCUCUCCUCAACCUAAGCGCCUCUGAAGAGGCAAUCUCGCCGACCACAGCCACUCUUCCAAAGGCACACUCUCAGCCUACUGCAACUAUUUCAAAGGCACAUUCAUCAACUGCAGUCGCUCUUCCAGAGGUACACUCACAGACAGCUGCCGCUCUGCCAGAGGCCCGCUUCCCACCGCAGUCACUCUUACAGAGGCACACCACAGUCGCUCUGCAAGAGGAACGCCCCACACCUGCGGCGACUCUUUUGGAGGCACGAUCUACGCCCGCAGCCUCUCUUCCAGAUACACCCUCCCCACCCGCAGCCAUUCUCUCUGAGGUACACUCCUCACCCAGAGCCGCUCUUCCAGAGGCACACUCUCCAGCCGCAGCCACACUUCCAGACGAACAAUCCCCACCCGCAGCAACUCCUCCAGAGGCAGACUCCCCACCCGCAGCCAAUCCUCCAGAGGCAGGCUCCCCACCCACAGCCACUCCUCCAGAGGCAGGCUCCCCACCCACAGCUACUCCUCCAGAGGCAGGCUCCCCACCCGUAGCCACUCUUCCAGAGGUAGACUCACCAUCCACAGCCACUCUUCCGGAGGUACAGUCCCAACCGGAAGCCACUUUUUCAGAGGCACUCUCCACACCCGCAGCCAUCCUUCCGGAAGUACAGUCCCAACCCGCAGCCACUUUUUCAGAGGCACUCUCCCCACCCGCAGCCACUCUUCCAGAGGUACACUCCCCACCCGCAGCCACUGUUCCGGAAGAACAGUCCCAACCCGCAGCCACUCAUCCAGAGUCACACUCCCCACCCGCAGCCUCGCUUCCAGAGGCACUCUCCCCAAUCGCUUCCGGUCUUCCAGAGUUACACUCCCACCCGCUGACGCUCUUCCAAAGGCACUCUCACCAUUUCACGACCGCUCUACGAGAGGUACACUCACUGACCGCGGUCGCUUUGGGGGAGGCAUGCGCUCCACCUGCAGUCAUACUUCCAGAGGAAAGCUUACCACCCGCAGCCAUUAUUCCAGAGGCAUGCUCCACACCCGUAGCCACUUUUUCAGAGGCACUCUCCCCACCCAUAGGCACUUUUCCUGGGACACGCGCACCAACUCGCAGCCUCUCGCACUCAUUCAACCACCGCAGCCGCUCUGCCAGAUGCAUGCUAACCAUCCUGCAGCCACUCUUUUAA
Messenger RNA from Mya arenaria, 1509 nucleotides. Its product is annotated as fibrous sheath CABYR-binding protein-like. Lineage: Eukaryota; Metazoa; Mollusca; Bivalvia; Myida; Myidae. The transcript has 4 exons. Bases 1 to 1509 code for a protein of 502 amino acids. The record is from RefSeq and is a predicted model, not a curated record.